AAUCUACUUUAAUUGAAAGGCCCCCAUAAAGUGCUGAGGUCGCUGCGUUUACCUGUUUCUGCGACUCUGAGCGGUCAGGAGGCUCCUCCUCUUUCCUCUUUAAUUUCCUUUAUGCAUUUAUUUUUUUCUGUUCAAUUAAUUUGUUGUUUCUUCCACAGUGGCAAAUGCUUUCUUCUCCUACUCCUAAGCUAGCUAGCGAGCUCCUCCCCUCGCCCCCCUUCUCCUUUUCUGCUAAUCUUUUUGUGGGUUCUGUGCGAUCAUCGCUGAAAUGCGGUGGGGGUUCCUCCUAUCUCAUUAACAGCUUUGAGCAUCUGACGCCGCCUGGCGGUUUCCGGCAAUAUUCAUGUUUGAUUAUUAAUUAAUGUCGCUGUUGAAUACACACAGUCUCUCUCUCUCUCUCUGUCUCUCUCUCUCUCUCUCUCUCUCACACACACAUUUAUUAGCUAGGCCAGACUGCCAUCAGUGAGUGUUGGAAGUGGCAGAUUUCCGUCGUUUAAAGCUCCGAUGGAGGAGCGAUCCAAGUUGUAGCUCGCAAGUCACAAUACAGCAGCUUGAAUGCCGGAUCUGGGGUUAAGCCCACUAGAUUCCGCCGGCCCCAACCUCAUUUUCUGGCUAGCUGUUGGGUAUUCCGGUUUAAUUUAGCUCGACCCCAGCGCAGCUGCUGCUUUGACAUCAUGCGCCUGGAUGGAUGCUAACUAUUUAAUUACAAGAAACCUGCUUCUUGUAGCUGCUCGCUCCGCUCUCUGCACACGGACACAUGCAGGAGCAGCAAGUCUCUUGUAUAACUUCUCAAGGCGUAGUUACUAGAAAAGACUUAACUCCUUGGUAAACCACAAAUUGGAGACUAGGAGAGCAUUUAUCCCUGGAGCAUUGAUCGCUGUAAUUUAAAUGCACUCAGUGCCAAACAAAUGCCUAUGAAGCUCUGUUCCAAUUUUCCCGUGCUCUUCAUCAUAGUAGGCCUUCUUCCUCUCGGUAUUGCUGACCUGAAUUCUGAUAAGCAAGCCCUUCUUGAAUUUGCUGCUGCUGUUCCCCAUGGUCGGAAACUGAACUGGAAUCCUGCAUCCCCAGUCUGCACAGCAUGGGUAGGCAUCACUUGUUCUUCAAAUGGAACCCAUGUGCUUGCCCUUCGGCUGCCUGGUGUUGGACUCACAGGCCCUAUCCCUGCCAACACUCUUGGGAAGCUAGAUUCCCUCCGGAUCCUCAGCCUUCGAUCCAAUCGACUCAGUGGGAACCUUCCAUCUGAUAUUCCCUCCCUCCCUUCCCUUCACUGCCUCUUUCUCCAACAUAAUAACUUCUCUGGUGACAUUCCUGCAUCCUUUUCCCCUGGGCUCAAUGUCUUGGAUCUCUCUUUCAAUGCUUUCGCUGGUAGCAUUCCCGUAACAAUUAAGAAUUUAACACAUCUCACAGGGUUGAGCCUUCAAAACAAUUCAAUUUCUGGACCAAUUCCAAAUCUCAACCUCCCAAGGCUAAAGCAUUUGAAUUUAAGUUACAACCAUCUUAAUGGCUCAGUCCCAUCUUCCCUUCAGAAAUUCCCCAAUUCUUCAUUUGUUGGAAACUCCUUCUUAUGUGGACCACCUUUAAGUAACUGCUCCAGCAUCCUCUCUCCUUCCCCUUCCCCUGCUUACUUUCCACCACAGCCAAUGGUCCCUAAAAAAGAGAGCUCGAAAAAGAAAUUAACUAAAGGAGCGAAAAUUGCCAUUGCAGUUGGGGGAUCUGCGGUGCUCUUUCUCACAGUUCUGGUUAUUGUUGUAUGCUGCUUGAAAAGAAAAGUGAGUGGGGGCACUGGUGUGUCAAAAGGGAAGGGUUCUAGUGGUGGGAGGGGUGAGAAACCCAAGGAGGAUUUUGGGAGUGGAGUUCAAGAGCCCGAGAAGAACAAGUUAGUUUUCUUUGAAGGCUGUUCAUAUAAUUUUGAUCUGGAAGAUUUAUUGAGGGCAUCUGCUGAAGUGCUGGGAAAGGGGAGUUACGGGACAGCAUACAAGGCUGUUUUGGAAGAGUCAACAACAGUGGUGGUGAAGAGGUUGAAGGAAGUAGUGGUGGGGAAGAGGGACUUCGAACAGCAGAUGGAGAUUGUGGGGAGGAUUGGCCAGCACCCAAAUGUGGUGCCACUACGUGCUUAUUAUUACUCCAAAGACGAGAAGCUCUUGGUUUAUGACUAUAUCCCCAGUGGCAGCUUGUCCACACUCUUGCACGGAAACAGGGGUGCAGGAAGAACUCCACUAGAUUGGGACUCCAGAGUGAAGGUCUCCCUCGGAAUUGCUAGGGGCAUUGCCCAUAUCCACGCGGUGGGUGGUGUGAAAUUCACCCAUGGAAACAUCAAGUCCUCAAAUGUUCUGCUAAGUCAGGAUCUUGAUGGGCGCAUCUCUGAUUUUGGCCUAACCCCUCUUAUGAACCUCCCCGCAACUCCAUCUCGGGGUGCAGGCUAUCGUGCUCCCGAGGUUAUUGAAACCCGAAAGCACACCCACAAGUCAGAUGUCUACAGCUUUGGCGUUCUCCUUCUUGAGAUGCUGACCGGGAAGGCCCCACUCCAAUCUCCUGGGCGCGACGACAUUCCGGAUCUCCCAAGGUGGGUCCAGUCUGUUGUGAGGGAGGAAUGGACGGCUGAAGUUUUUGACGUCGAGUUGAUGCGGUACCAAAACAUAGAGGAAGAGAUGGUGCAGAUGCUGCAGAUUGCCAUGGCCUGUGUAGUGAAGGUGCCUGAAAUGCGACCAAACAUGGAUGAGGUUGUAAAAAUGAUCGAAGAAGUCCGGCAAUCUGACUCAGAGAACCGGCCCUCUUCAGAGGAGAAUAAGUCCAAGGAUUCAAAUGUGCAGACCCCAUGAAUGCAUUCAAAAAAAAUUUUUUUGGUUAAUUUUCCAAGUUCUGAGAAUUCGUCAGAUUCAUGCAAGAUUCAAUGUUUUUGAAGCCAACGUGAACUUGUUCUGUUGUGCGGUUUUUUCUUUUCUUUUUAGGGAUAUAAUGCUUUAGAUUGUGUUACAGGCUUCUUCAAUCCCUCUGUUUUAUGAUUAUACUUAUUUGUUUUUUUCUUUUGGGGUUUGCAGAAUUUGUUGUAAGAAGGAAUUUCAAGAGCAUUAUGAAUUGAUUGAUUGAUGAUCUUCCAUCA
Molecule: messenger RNA, 3100 nt
Organism: Malania oleifera
Lineage: Eukaryota; Viridiplantae; Streptophyta; Magnoliopsida; Santalales; Ximeniaceae
Product: probable inactive receptor kinase At5g58300
Exons: 4
Coding region: 909-2819 (636 amino acids)
Biological process (GO): protein phosphorylation
Molecular function (GO): protein binding; protein kinase activity; ATP binding
Source: RefSeq, a predicted model, not a curated record